This is a messenger RNA of Huiozyma naganishii CBS 8797, 1962 nucleotides long. RefSeq names its product putative ferric-chelate reductase (gene FRE8). NCBI's taxonomy places the organism in Eukaryota, Fungi, Ascomycota, Saccharomycetes, Saccharomycetales, Saccharomycetaceae. The coding region runs from base 1 to 1962 and encodes 653 amino acids. The record is from RefSeq and is a predicted model, not a curated record. Gene Ontology annotation, cellular component: plasma membrane. The transcript has a single exon.
AUGCUCUUGAACGAUAUUUUGAGGUGGAUCCUGAAGGGUCUACCGAAUUUCCAAGAGGGUACCGAUGCAGAUCUCGAAAGGAGAAGAGAAAAUGUAACCAAGUAUACAUUAUGGUGUUUUUGCUUUACUACACUGAUUAUCUGUUUUUUGCAGCCUAGCUGGUACCUGUUUUCCAUGACGAGGAGGUAUUUUAGGAUUUCUUACAAAAUAAAGCAUCGUCUUCUGAGGCAACAUAUGUGGGUACACCGACUGAAAAUUUACCACAACAAAUCCCUGCAACAAUUCCUUAUCUGGACCAUAGUUUGUACUGUGUUCUCUGUCUACGGUGCAAGGCAGGAUCUUUUACAGAUAACGAAAAGGUUUGGAAGAGUAUCCGUGGCGCUUAUGCCACCGCUGCUAUUCCUGACGUUGAAACCUUCACCGUUGCCGCAUACUUUGUACUUGACUCUACUGCCGCUUCAUAAAUGGAUUUCCCGGAUAGUGGUACUGGCAGCUGUAGUACACACAUUACUGUACGUGUAUUACAUGCACUCAAAGGGCGUACUUUUACUUAAAAUGAAGAAGCUGGCAAAUAUCUACGGUGUGGCAGCAAUGGCAUUGUUGAUUCUAAUUGCUGUUACAUCUUUGCGGGCGGUGCGACGCAUUAAUUUUAAAUUAUUCUACAUUGUUCAUUAUCUCAGCACCUGGGCAUCCAUUUUCUGUGUCUACCUUCAUGCUAGACCUGGUGUCCCCUACUACACCGCACUGAAUUGCGUUGUGCUUGUGGGUCAGAUACUGUACCGAUUAGCACACACGAGCACUACAAUACCCAAAAUCACGCAUAUAUCACCCUCACUGACUCUGUUUGAGUUCCCACUCUCAGAUUUAGCCAAACUACCAAUUUUACCCUCGUCCCACGUUCGUAUUCAAAUAAGAAGCAAGAAUGUUUGGAAGCGCAUUUUCAAUAACACUGUGCCGCUAACGCACCCAUUCACCCUGGUCAACUUACCCACGGAAGAUCCCGUGCGGUUACUUAUUCGUACUGGGAAUUUCACACUCCUUCAGGGCGAGGAGUACGACAUUACAGGUACUUUUGAACCCGUACUGAACUUUAUAUCCAAGGAUCCAUUACCAUGGGCAAGUAUGAACCCAUACCAGAUUCGAUCCGCUCAGUUGAAAUGCUCCCCGUUACAUUACAUAAUUAAUGCUCAGACGGUACUAAUUUGUGUUGGUGGAUCAGCAAUCUCGUUUGGACUGCCAUUGCUGCGUAUUUUGAACUUCAAUGGUGUCAAAGUCAGGUUACUGUGGGUUACGAGAGACUACCGAGAUUUGAAGUUUUUAAACUAUCACAAGAACUAUCUUGAAGGACUGGAAAUUUAUAUAAGUGGGAAUAUUGAGAACGAUCAAGACUUACAGCUGGAUUAUUAUGACCAAGAUGACGAUAUCGAAAAUAUGAUGAAUGAGACUAAUUUCCUAAAUACAGGUCUGACCGAAACGAACGCAUUAGUACCAAACAAUCACAAUUCAACCACGUACGGCAGCACCAGUGACAAUGAUGAAAUAGAUUUCACCAACAGUUUUAAGAGGAAAAAAUCAAAGUCUCAACUCAAUUUGGAUAAUUUGUUCAUUGAACAAUCGACUCAUCGACUUAAAUUACAAGAUGUCUUCCGUAAAUCUGUCGAAGUAGAACCACCACUGGAAUCGCCUGAAAUCACCAAAAUCAAAAUUCCGUCGUGUGUAAAAGUCAGCUAUGGUCGGCCGAAACUAGAUAGUUCCCAUCUUCAAUGGUGCUUAGAGAAAGAAUGUGACUCUGAAGUUGAUUUAGCAGAUAACCAGUGCCCGAUUCACGAAGAGCAGGAUAUAUCUUCGGCGUUAUCUCAGGUAUGGAUUGUAGCGGCGGGACCGCAAGGUCUUGUUGAAAAUUCAAGGAGAUGGGCUACAGACUGUGGCUUGAGAUUCCAUGCAGAGUCUUUUGUGAUUUGA